AUGUUCCGCGAGAAAGAGGUGUCGACACGGCUGAUUCGGCCAGUAUUUCCUGAGAUAAACCUCGACAAGCUCAUGUUGUUUGUCGACCGCUGGAACCCUGACUGGGAAAUCGACGCCAGCAUUCAAGUAUUUUCCAUAAAUUUCCAUUAACCCCUAGCUUGGGACCAAAGUAUCACAGAGAAGUCUUUCGCUGCGAAAAAUGAAUUUAAUAUUGUCUGAAACAAACCUAGUAGGAAGUCGUUGGAGCAUGACGCUUAUAUUGAGCUGAUUCUAGAAUGUUCGAUAGUAUCACAUUUCUAGUCUCAUUACGUCAUAGGGAUCAUGGGUAAAGGUUUCCCUUCUAAAAGGCUCCACAUUGUUCUCGAUUGUUCUAUUGCUUUCGGGACAGCUCUCUAAAACUCUGGAAUGUUCGAUCUUUUACUCUAAUUUCGAUACUCUCUAAAAUCCACCUUUAUUCUGGAAGAUUUAAUAAUAAUCUUCGGGAUCUCCUCACUAUAUAACCCCUCGUCUGUUAUUUUGAAUAGUCCGGUCUAAUUUCUUGUUGCUCAACAAUCUUCUACUACAACGUCUUCGCGGGCCACCUGCGGGCACAACAGAAUUAUGAGUUCAAAGAGGACUGCAAGCACGGAAUUUAUACUGUAUUUUUGAAUAAUCAGGUUCCUUUCAAGAAACUAUGGGGCAUAAAAUGAAAUGAUCUACGCGAACGUUUUUUUUUCUUUUCUUUCAAAACUUUUUUUGAAGAUCUUCGAUGAAGGGAUCGCGCAGUACAUGCUGGUAGACCCCGAGUCGCACUACAAGUACUACGCUGCCGUGAUCCUCGGCAAACCCAGCAUCCGUUGCAAGAUCAUCGACGAUGAGCCUCACGAUUUUCUGGACGAUGUCGGAAACAAGUUCGCCGUUGUACGUUUUAACAUUUUCUUUCUUCACCAACUUUUCUCGGUGCUGUAUAAUUUUUGUUUCGCAAAAUAUGUUCAGAAUCGGGAUUUUUAUCCACUUUCCUCGAGAAGAAAAACACAAAAAUCCAGACAAAGACGAGAUUUCUGCAGGUUUGCAAGGGCGCCAUGUCCGGCGACGACGAGAAACGCGUCGACUAUUUGAAAAACGUCCUCAACAAACGAGGAUAUCGAUUUUUGUAG
This is a messenger RNA of Caenorhabditis auriculariae, 1136 nucleotides long. NCBI's taxonomy places the organism in Eukaryota, Metazoa, Nematoda, Chromadorea, Rhabditida, Rhabditidae. The record is from the annotation of a GenBank genome assembly.